UCUGGUUCCGCCAUGGAAUCCAACAAGGAUGAAGCCGAGCGCUGUAUUAGCAUCGCCCUCAAGGCCAUCCAGAGCAACCAGCCUGACCGGGCGCUCCGCUUUCUGGAGAAGGCGCAGCGGCUGUAUCCGACGCCGCGAGUUCGCGCCCUGAUCGAGUCCCUCAACCAGAAACCACAGUCUGCCGGUGACCCUCCCCAACCCACAGACACGACCCACAGGAAAGCAGGUGGGGCCGACGCCCCCUCGGCCAACGGAGAAGCUGGAGGAGGAGAGAGCACCAAAGGCUACACUACAGAGCAAGUAGCAGCAGUGAGAAGGGUCAAGCAGUGUAAAGAUUACUAUGAGAUCCUGGGGGUGAGCAGAGGGGCCUCCGAUGAGGACCUGAAGAAGGCCUACCGCAAGCUGGCCCUCAAGUUCCACCCAGACAAGAACCACGCACCUGGUGCCACUGAAGCUUUCAAAGCCAUUGGCACAGCAUAUGCGGUACUUAGUAACCCAGAGAAAAGGAAGCAGUAUGACCAGUUCGGUGAUGACAAGAGCCAGGCAGCCCGGCACGGCCAUGGGCAUGGGGACUUCCACCGUGGCUUUGAGGCAGACAUCUCCCCCGAGGACCUCUUCAACAUGUUCUUUGGUGGUGGCUUCCCGUCUAGUAAUGUCCACGUCUACAGCAACGGCCGCAUGCGCUAUACCUACCAGCAAAGGCAGGACCGCAGGGAGAACCAGGGUGAUGGCGGGCUGGGGGUAUUUGUUCAACUGAUGCCCAUCCUCAUCCUGAUCCUCGUGUCGGCUCUCAGCCAGCUCAUGGUCUCCAGCCCCCCGUACAGCCUGAGCCCAAGGCCGUCGGUGGGCCAUGUCCACAGGCGAGUCACUGACCACCUGAAUGUCGUCUACUACGUGGCAGACACCUUCUCUAAGGAGUACACAGGCUCCAGUCUCAAAACAGUUGAACGGAACGUGGAAGACGAUUACAUCGCCAACCUCCGGAACAACUGCUGGAAGGAGAAGCAGCAGAAGGAAGGCUUGCUGUACCGGGCCCGCUACUUCGGUGACACAGAUAUGUACCACAAAGCACAGAGGAUGGGCACCCCGAGCUGUAACCGACUGUCAGAGGUGCAGGCCUCCCUGCAUGGAUAGUCCUGGGCCAGCCACGCCACCGAGGUCCAAAUGCCCUAGGGCACGGCUCUGCGUUGUGGCCGCUGGUUUUUCCCAAGUCAGACACCAAGGACUCCAGACGGUUCUUCCUCCAAGAGUCAGCCAGGUGGUGCCCAAGACCCUGGGGGCAGCAGCCAACUCCUGAAGAAAGUCUGGGCCUGUGGGCACCUCUGUCUCCACCAUCCACGGACGUGCUGCCACCCGGCCUUCUGUUGCACUUUGGACAAAGGCUGCACCCGAACCAGAAGGGUUUUCUACUCACCUUGAAGUGAGGAUUUUUCUCACAACAGCAGUUGCUGCCAGGGGAAGGGAGGGAGGUUUUAUUUAUUCCCACAGUUUAUACUGGGCCUUCUGGAAUUAGGCCCCGUUUUUCCCAAAUUUUCCUCUGGCAGUGGGUGUGUCCUGGAGCCUGCCACCUUCCAAAGCCUUACUUCCCCAGGAUGCCAGCCAGGAGGUGAUAACCAUCCUCCCAGAGUUUCUCUUGGCUCUUUUUUUUUUUUUUAAGUCCUGCCCCACCGAAUUCAGAUUCUUGCUGGGAAAGGAAGCUUGGUAAAGAAGUGUCAGGUCUGAUUUUUGGAGGAGAUCCUACCCUGUGACGCGGCAGCCACCCCGGCCCAGAGAGACGAUAAGAACUGGACGUGGGCAAGAGCACCCGCCGGUGGUGGCCCCAGUGCUCCGCCGCCACCACCCUACCAUCUGGUCUUGGUAGACGUCCCCAGGUGGGCUGACCCAUGUGCAAUAAGAACAUAGAUCCUAAAGGAUCCCCUGAGAAGCUGUAUUUCUUGAAUUAGAAUUCUACAAUUGUACAUCUAUAAAUAUAUGUUUAUUAUGUGA
This is a messenger RNA of Neomonachus schauinslandi (Hawaiian monk seal), 1986 nucleotides long. RefSeq names its product DnaJ heat shock protein family (Hsp40) member B12 (gene DNAJB12). Gene Ontology annotation, cellular component: endoplasmic reticulum membrane. The transcript has 9 exons. Gene Ontology annotation, molecular function: Hsp70 protein binding. NCBI's taxonomy places the organism in Eukaryota, Metazoa, Chordata, Mammalia, Carnivora, Phocidae. The coding region runs from base 13 to 1134 and encodes 373 amino acids. The record is from RefSeq and is a predicted model, not a curated record. Gene Ontology annotation, biological process: cellular response to misfolded protein.